AUGGAUUCUGAAAAUAAAAAAAAACACAGGCCUCGGCAAUCAGGCUCAAAAGCUGCAAAAAAAAGUGCUAAAAAACAUGGAAAACUAAGUCAACAUAAUGUUAAAGCUUUUAUUUCAACUUCUUGGAAGAAAUCUGAUCGCCUUGCAAGAAGAAGUGCAGAUGUUGCUCAAAGGAGAUUACAUGUUCCUAUGGUAGAUCGUACUCCUGAAGCUUUACCUCCAAUUAUUGUAUCAGUUGUUGGACCUCCUGGUACGGGUAAAACUACGUUAAUUAAGUCAUUAGUUAGGAAAUUCUCAAGACAUACACUUAAUGAAAUUAAUGGGCCUAUUACAUGUGUCUCCGGAAAAAAGCGUCGUUUGACAUUUAUCGAAUGUCCUAAUGAUCUUAAUAGUAUGAUUGAUAUAGCCAAAGUAUCUGAUUUAGUUCUUCUACUUGUUGACGGGAAUUUUGGGUUUGAAAUGGAAACUAUGGAAUUUUUAAAUAUUUUGAUACCUCAUGGAUUUCCUAAAAUUAUGGGAGUUCUUACACAUCUUGAUCUUUUUAAAAAACCAGAAGCACUUCGAUCUGCAAAAAAGCGGCUUAAGCGGAGAUUUUGGACAGAAAUAUAUCAAGGGGCAAAACUUUUUUAUCUUUCUGGUAUAAUCAAUGGGCGUUAUCCAGAUAGAGAAAUUUUAAAUUUGGCAAGAUUUAUUUCUGUUAUUAAAUUUCGUCCUUUAAUAUGGAAAAAUACGCACCCCUAUUUUCUUGUAGAUAGGAUGGAAGAUAUAACAGAUCCUCAAAAAGUUCAUGAAGAACCAAUGUGUAAUCGUAUUAUAGUUCUUUACGGUUAUUUAAAAGGAACCAAUCUUCCUGCUGUGGAUGCUCGUAUACAUAUACCAGGUGUAGGUGAUUUUACUGCAUCUGAAAUUGAUUCACUUCCAGAUCCUUGUCCACUUCAGCAAAAAACUCGUACUCUAAGUGAAAAACAAAAAUUAAUAUAUGCACCUAUGUCCGAUAUUAGUGGUGUCAUAUUUGAUAAAGAUGCUGUUUAUAUUGAUAUACCUACUGAUGAUUUUUCCAAAAAAAACACAGAAGUACAAUCUUUAGGUGAAAAGAUGAUUAUGGAAUUACAAAAACCGGAUUAUAAUCUUGGUGAAAAUUAUUUAAAAAACGAUUUUCAAAUUUUCCAUAAUGGGAAAGAAAUAAAGUGUAAUUCUAGUUAUAAUAAUACAGGAAGAAAGCAAAUGAGAUCUCCAAAUAUGAUAAAUGAUUAUUAUGAUUCUGAAAACUAUAAAGAUAGUAAAGAGAUUGAUAAAUAUAAUUUAAAAGAAUAUCAAGAAUCAGAUGUUAGUUCUAGAUCUAAAGUAGAUUUAGAUUCUAGUGAUGAUAUGAUAGUAGAAGACGAGAUAUUACAAAAAGAUAUAGUUUCUGAAUCAGAAAAAGCUGAAAUUAGUGAGAAUCACUCUGUAGAAAUUACUAAUGAUGAUAAUUUAUCAGAGUAUUCAGACUCAAAUAAUUUAAUAGAAGACUUUGAUGAUGAGUAUCUUGGAAUGUCUUCAAAAUGGAAAGAAAAUAUAGAAAAAAAAGCUAUAAAUAUGUUUGAAUCAAAAAGAAACCUUUUAGACUUAGGAAAAUUAAUUUAUACAAAAAUAGAAUAUACGCCAAAACAGAUAAUAGAUAUUUUAGAAGGAAGAAAUGUAUCAAAUGAUAGUAAUCAUUUAAACUCUAUUCUUCAAAAUGGGGAUUUAGGGAACAAUUCGGAUAUUUUAAAAGUUUUAAGAUAUGAUGAAAAUGAAAACCAAGAAUAUUUAGAAAGAUCUAAAGUUCCAAUUGAUAUAUUUGCACUUAAGUAUUGGGAAAAUGAAGAAAAUUUAGAAUCAUUAAAACAGCGCUUUAUUACAGGAAGUCUUAUAAGUGAUAAUAUUAAUGAAUCACAAUUAACAGAAGAUGAGAAUCUUUAUGGAGAUUUUAUAGAUUUAGAAAAUCGCCAAGAAAACGAGGAUAAAAUAGCAUCAUCUAAUGAGUAUACAAGUAUAGAUCUUCAAAAAGAAAGGGAAAUUAAUUUUAAAAAAAAAGAACUAGAACUUCGUUUUGAAGAAGAAGAUAAUGAAGGCGAUAGUGAUUCUGACGAAAAAAUGAAUUGGCUUGAACAACAAAAACUAAAAAUUUCAAAACAACUUAAAAUUAAUCAAGAAGAAUAUGAAGGACUAGAAUUAUCAAGUAGAAUAAAAAUUGAAGGCUAUAGGGCAGGUUUGUAUAUAAGAUUACUUAUAUCUGACAUGCCAUGUGAAUUCGUUCAAAAUUUUAACCCAAAAUUUCCUAUUAUUGUUGGCGGUUUAUUGCCUGCUGAAGAGCAGUUUGGAUUUCUAAAAACUCGUAUUAAAAAACAUCGUUGGCAUAAAAAGAUUUUAAAGACAAAUGAUCCUUUAAUAUUUAGUUUAGGAUGGAGAAGAUUUCAGUCUUUACCUAUAUAUUAUACUUCUGACUCUAGAGUAAGAAAUAGAAUGCUGAAAUAUACUCCAGAACAUAUGCAUUGUUUUGCUGCAUUUUAUGGUCCAUUCAUGAAUCCAAACACAGGAUUUGUGGCGGUUCAAUCAGUUAGUGCUGAUAGUAUAAAAUCUGGUAUCUUUAGAAUUGCUGCAAGUGGUGUUGUGCUUGAUAAUGAUCAAACUACUCAAAUUGUAAAAAAACUUAAACUUAUUGGAAUUCCUUAUAAAAUUUUUAAAAAUACGGCAUUUAUAAAAGAUAUGUUUAAUUCUUCUCUGGAAGUUGCAAAAUUCGAAGGUGCCAGUAUACGGACUGUAUCAGGAAUUCGUGGACAAAUUAAAAAAGCAGUGCCUAAGCAUGAAGGUCAUUGCAGAUGCACGUUUGAAGAUAAAAUUCUUAUGAGUGAUAUUGUUUUUUUAAGAGCAUGGUAUCCUGUUAAACCUAGAAAAUACUAUAAUCCAGUUACAUCAUUAUUAAUAGAAGAUAAAUCUUCAUGGAAAGGAAUGCGACUUACAGGAGAGAUUAGGAGAAAAUUAAAUAUAAAAACACCUUUACAUAUUAAUUCUCAAUAUCGUAAAAUAGAAAGACCUACUAGGCAUUUUAAUCCUUUACAUAUCCCAAAAACAUUAGCAAAAUCUCUUCCUUAUGCAUCAAAACAACGAACUAUGAAACCGCAGCGCAAAAAGACAUAUCUUCAAAAAAGAGCAGUUGUUUUGAGUACAGAAGAAAGAAGAAUAAGAGAUCUUAUGCAAAAAUUAAUGACACUUCGUAAUGAAAAAAUAAAGAAGAGAAAAGAAAAACAAGAAGAAAGGCGUAAGACCUUUAGAAAGAAAAUGGAAAAAGAAGAGCUUAUUAAAAAAGAAAAAGAAAAAAUUCGUGGAAAAUUGGUCUUUCAAAAAGAAGAAAAAAGACGAACAAGUGAAAAAAAUAAUCGUAUGCAUGGGGCAAAGAAGCAAAAAAAUAAAACAAAGCAAUAA
Messenger RNA from Pneumocystis jirovecii RU7, 3444 nucleotides. RefSeq names its product arf-GAP with GTPase, ANK repeat and PH domain-containing protein 9. Gene Ontology annotation, biological process: endonucleolytic cleavage of tricistronic rRNA transcript (SSU-rRNA, 5.8S rRNA, LSU-rRNA); maturation of SSU-rRNA from tricistronic rRNA transcript (SSU-rRNA, 5.8S rRNA, LSU-rRNA); ribosome biogenesis. Gene Ontology annotation, molecular function: GTPase activity; ATP binding; ATP hydrolysis activity. Bases 1 to 3444 code for a protein of 1147 amino acids. Gene Ontology annotation, cellular component: nucleus; 90S preribosome. The transcript has 6 exons. NCBI's taxonomy places the organism in Eukaryota, Fungi, Ascomycota, Pneumocystomycetes, Pneumocystales, Pneumocystaceae. The record is from RefSeq and is a predicted model, not a curated record.